Molecule: messenger RNA, 779 nt
Organism: Salvia hispanica
Lineage: Eukaryota; Viridiplantae; Streptophyta; Magnoliopsida; Lamiales; Lamiaceae
Product: protein LURP-one-related 3-like
Source: RefSeq, a predicted model, not a curated record
GCCAAGCCAUUUAGAAGGUAGUUUAAUGGCUAAGGUAUACCCGAAAAGAUCGAUGAUUGAGGGUUGCUCCGAUGAUGAAGGGUACUCUUCGUCAACGAGAGAGAUCUUCACCGUUUGGAUGAAAUCCCUUGUGAUCAAUGGCAAUGGCUGCACCGUCUUCAACUCCCAAGGCGAUGUAGUGUUUCGUGUCGAUAAUUACCAAACAAAGUCUACCACGGAAACCCUACUCAUGAACUUGCAUGGCCAAGUGCUCUUCUCCAUUAGAAGAAAGAAACUAGUGUUUUUCAAAUGGUGGGAAGGGCGAAAAUGGAAUAACUCAAAGGUUGAUAGGGAUGGGACAUGGUUCAAAGUGAAGAAAAAGUGGAAAGUUUUUGCAAGUCAAUUUGUUUCUUGCCAUGUUGUUUUGAGAUGUAAUAACGUUACAAUAAUGUUGAAGAUUUUGGGAUUUCAAAGGAAAUUGAUGUUUAAGAUUAUGGAUAACGAGGGGCGAGUGUUGGCUGAGGUAAUAGGAAAGCAAACAGCAGGUGGAGUUGCAUUGGGAGAUGAUGUGCUAACAUUAGUUGUAGAACCGCAGGUAGAUCAAGCCUUAGUUAUGGCUCUAGUGAUAACGUAUGCCAUGCUUAACAAAAAAAUGUGAAUUAUAUGUAUGUGUAGCUCAUAUUUUUUAGAUGUAACCCUUUUUUUUUGUUGUUGUUGAGGAAUUGAGCAUUUUUUUGGAGCAAAUCAUGUUUUUUUGGAGUGUGUAUUGUACAUGAACUCCAUUCUUGUAAAAGAAUAAA